CAGGGAGCUGCUGCCGAUCGAUUCCUCGACAGUUUGUCAGGUUUCAUCAACGGUUUGGACACAAAGAACAACGUCAAGAUCUGGUUCAAUAACAAAGGCUGGCACAGCAUUGGAGCAUUCAUCAACGUGAUGAAUAACGGAAUCCUGAGAGCAAACCUGCCCCAAGGUCAGGACCCCAGCAAGUUUGGAAUCAGGGCGUUUAACCAUCCUCUGAACCUGACCAAAGAGCAGCUGUCCCAGGUCGCACUGGUGACGACCUCUGUGGACGUCCUGGUGUCCAUCUGUGUGAUCUUUGCCAUGUCCUUUGUCCCGGCAAGCUUCGUGGUCUUCCUCAUCCAGGAGAGAGUCAAUAAAGCCAAACACAUGCAGUUCAUCAGCGGAGUGCAGCCGCUGCUCUACUGGGUGGCCAACUUCAUGUGGGACAUGUGUAACUACGUUGUUCCAGCGACACUCGUCAUUGUCAUCUUCAUCUGUUUCCAACAAAAAGCCUACGUGUCGUCCACCAACCUGCCGGCCCUCGCUCUGCUGCUGCUUCUCUACGGGUCAGAUACUACACUGUACCACACU
This is a messenger RNA of Paralichthys olivaceus (Japanese flounder), 567 nucleotides long. NCBI's taxonomy places the organism in Eukaryota, Metazoa, Chordata, Actinopteri, Pleuronectiformes, Paralichthyidae. The record is from RefSeq and is a predicted model, not a curated record.